AUUCGAGCAAGCGGCAAUUUGGUGGUGAGCGCAAAAGGAGAAGGAACGACAUGAGGAUUGGUUGAAGGAAGUCGCCAACAUGUUCCGAUCAACACGCGGACUUCGAGCAGCGGCUGGUUCCUGGUCGCAAACGCUGCACCUUCCCAAAUCGACAUUUCCCGCCAGACCAUCGACCGAAGAGCUUCUCAGAUACCGGAAACGAUGCGCCGACGACUUUUAUGCCUGGCAAAAGGAGAACCGACCAACCGAAAAUGAAGACGGCGAACGAAACACCUUCGUUCUCCAUGAUGGACCUCCAUACGCAAACGGCCCAGUACAUGUCGGACACGCCUUGAACAAGAUCAACAAGGACAUCAUCUUGCGAUCGUAUGCCAAAAGAGGAGUCCGAGUGGAAUACCGACCAGGAUGGGAUUGCCACGGUCUGCCCAUCGAGCUCAAGGCCCUGCAGGCGCAUCAGCAAUCAAGCCUGGAGAAAGAAUCGAAGAACAUGGUGGAUGAGCCAACCAAGGAAGCCAGCGUCGCCCAUGGUGCUGGUCUGAGUCCAUUGGCUAUUCGCGAGGCUGCAAAGAAGUUGGCGACAAAGACGAUAUCAGAGCAGAUGCACGCCUUCAGAUCAUGGGGUGUCAUGGGUGAAUGGGACAAGCCGUACAAGACGAUGGAUGCUGAAUUCGAGAUCAAGCAGCUGCAAGUCUUCAGAGACAUGGUCGCAAAAGGUUUGAUCUACCGCCAGAAUAAGCCCGUCCACUGGUCACCCUCCUCUGGUACCGCCCUGGCCGAGGCCGAACUCGAAUACGACGAAGACCACCGUGUUGUCGCUGCCUUUGUCAAGUUUCCCUUGGUCAAACUACCCCCUGUCCUUGCCGAUAAUGCCGCUGUUCAAGCCGACUCGGUCAGCGCCUUGAUUUGGACAACGACGCCAUGGACCCUCCCCGCCAACAAGGCUAUCGCCGUUCGUUCCGACAUGUACUAUGUACUGGUAGAAGUCACCGGCAAAGACCUCCCCAAUGACCUGCAAGGCCAGAUGAUUGUCGCAAAGGAACGCGUCGAGUCACUUCAAGCCCACCUUCCAGAAGGUGCCUCGAUCAACGUCCUUGUUGAGAACAUCUCGGGUGCUCUCCUGGAGAACACCGAAUACAUCAACGUCAUCUCCGCCGAGUACAACAAGAUUAUUCAUGCCGACUUCGUCACCGCCACCUCUGGUACUGGUCUGGUCCACAUUGCCCCUGGCCAUGGUAUGGACGAUUACAAUGUCUGUAUGAAGCUGGGUAUUGGUCCGGCCUUCGCCCCCGUCGACGACCAUGGCAAAUACACAAACAAGGCUUUCCCUUCGGAUCCAUCAUACCUCCAGGGUCUGCCUGUUGAGAAGGACGGUGCAAAGGCGGUCGUCGCCUUGCUCAGAAAUCCCCAGUCCAAGCUGUCGGUACCAUCACUCAAGCCCGAAUCGUCUCUUAUCUUCAAAACGCAUAACUUUAGGCAUAAGAAUCCUAUCGACUGGAGAACGAAGCAACCCGUCAUCACCAGAGCUACUGACCAAUGGUUCGCCAACGUUGGUAGUGUCCAAGAAUCAGCCCUCAAGGCUAUCGAGGACAUCAUCUUCAUCCCUGAGACCGGCAAGACACGCCUUGAAAGUUUCUUGAAGGGCCGUAGUCAGUGGUGUAUCUCCCGCCAGCGAGCUUGGGGUGUCCCCAUUCCUGCCUUGUUCCAUAAGCAGACUGGCGAGGCCGUCCUGACCGUCGAGAGCAUCGAACACAUCAUCAAGGUCAUCCAACAUCGCGGUACUGAUGCCUGGUGGGCUGACGCUUCCGACGACCCUGCUUGGAUCGCUCCUGGUCUUGAUCGUGAAUCCUAUGUUCGUGGCAAGGACACUAUGGAUGUCUGGUUUGACAGCGGUACCUCUUGGGCCCAACUGGAGAAGCGCGAAGACGGUGCUGUUGCAGAUAUGAUAUUCGAAGGCUCUGACCAACAUCGUGGUUGGUUCCAAUCUCUUCUUCUCACGUACCUCUCUGGCCAAACCGGUACUGCUAAUCCUCCUGUUGGAAGCAUCAUCACCCAUGGAUUCACUCUUGACCACACCGGUCGCAAAAUGAGCAAAUCUCUCGGCAAUGUCAUUUCACCCGAAGAGAUCAUCAGUGGUACCAUCAUCCCGCCAGCAAAGACGAAAAAGGGCACAAAGGCUGCUCCUCGCCCUUAUCAGGCUAAGAAGGACGCCAUGGGCCCUGAUGCCUUGCGUCUAUGGGUUGCAAGCAGCGACUACACCAAGGAUGUUGUGAUCGGUCAGCCCGUGCUCCAAGCCGUCCACUCAUCCCUCCAUAAAUACCGCACGACAUUCAAAUGGCUUUUGGGUGUUAUGCACGAUUACCCUGCGCCCAUCCCAAUCGAAGAAUUGUUGCAAGACCUCUACUUUGCUGACCAAAUCGCUCUUCACCAACUCUCCAAGACCUCAGCACAGGUUUGGGACAGUUUCGCCUCCUACGAGUUCCACAAGGGUGUGCAAGCAAUCAACAAAUUCAUCAAUGCCGACCUUUCAGGCUUCUACUUCGAAGUCAUCAAGGACAGAUUGUACGCCGAUGAUGAAGAUGUCCGUAGACAUACACAAACAGUCCUCUUCAUCAUCAUGGAAGAGCUUUGCCACAUGUUGGGUCCCGUCACCCCUCACCUUGUGGAAGAAGUAUGGCAACACAUUCCCGAGGCAUGGCACGAAUAUGACCCUCAACCCUUGAGCCGACGAACCUGGGAGUUUCCCUUCACCGCAGAGUUCGACGCUUUCAAGGCCGAAGGCGCCAUGGAGAAGGUCAUCAAAAUCUUCACCACGGUCUCUACCGCCGUAAAGUCUGCUCAAGAAAGCGCACGCAGAGCUGGUAGACUCGGUAGUGGAUUGGCUUGCCGUGUCGAGUUGCAACUCCCUCGCGAGACCGGCAACGUACCUUUAGCCCUCCUUCAUGACCUUCGCAACACAGGCGAACUUUCCGAACUCUUCGUCGUCUCGGAAGCAGACAUGGUCCCACUGGACCCUGACUUCCGCCGUCAAAUCGCCGAGCAAGAACCAGACGAGGAACUCCGCGCCAUCCUACUCGAGCCCGAUGAGCCAGCUUGGAAAUUCGAGUGCGAGUUCGAAUGUGGUGACCCGAACAACCCUGCUACUGGUAAAGCUGUCGUCAUGCCACCACGUGGAGAAAAAUGUAUUAGAUGUUGGCAGUUCACUUCUGAUGAACCUGAAACCCUCUGUGGCAGAUGCGUUGAUGUUGUCGGUGACCAAGUUGGUGUUAACGAUGAGAUGAUCGAGGCUGAAGGGGAUGAGUAUGAUGAAUUGGCCAAGUACCGUUGAGCCAUCAUAUCGUCAUGAGUUGCACAUUGCUGUAUUGUACCAAAUAGGACUGUAGAAAUAGGGCUCGGCGUUAAGGAUAAAAUCUAGACUUCUUUGAUAUCCUCUCUAACAAUCUCUC
Messenger RNA from Aureobasidium pullulans EXF-150, 3443 nucleotides. Its product is annotated as isoleucyl-tRNA synthetase. Gene Ontology annotation, cellular component: cytosol. Lineage: Eukaryota; Fungi; Ascomycota; Dothideomycetes; Dothideales; Saccotheciaceae. Gene Ontology annotation, molecular function: aminoacyl-tRNA deacylase activity; ATP binding; tRNA binding. The coding region runs from base 80 to 3325 and encodes 1081 amino acids. The record is from RefSeq and is a predicted model, not a curated record. The transcript is spliced from 2 exons. Gene Ontology annotation, biological process: isoleucyl-tRNA aminoacylation.